Hypoxylon fragiforme is the source of this 1996-nucleotide messenger RNA. RefSeq names its product FAD dependent oxidoreductase. The coding region runs from base 1 to 1389 and encodes 462 amino acids. Lineage: Eukaryota; Fungi; Ascomycota; Sordariomycetes; Xylariales; Hypoxylaceae. Gene Ontology annotation, cellular component: cytoplasm. The record is from RefSeq and is a predicted model, not a curated record. The transcript is spliced from 3 exons. Gene Ontology annotation, molecular function: oxidoreductase activity.
AUGCCCCAACCAAUUCCUGGGUUGCCGGUACCUGAACCGUGUAUAUCUUUUUGGCAGCAAACCACCCGAUCGUUCCCUCAUCUCAACAUUAAUCGAGAUGAGCCAGUGCCUACAGAAUCUGCUUAUGUUGUAAUUGGCUCUGGAAUUUCCGGUGCUCUGACGACAUAUGAGCUGAUCGAAGGAGGCGUGCCGGCGGAAGACAUAACUAUUAUUGAAGCGAGAGAAGCCGCGAGUGGCGCGAGCUCGAGAAAUGCAGGGCAUGUUCGACCAGAUGCGUUCCGUGGAUUUCAAGUUUACCGCCAACUCCACGGCGUAGACCAGGCGCUUAAGAUUAUCGCCAACGAGAGAACUGUCUUGAAUAAAGUGCACGAGUUCGUAGAGAAACAUGGGGUACAGUGUGACUUUAACCCCACAACGACUUUCGAUGUAUGCUUGACACAGGAGUUCGCCGAUUUUAACGCAGAAAGUUUUAAGCAGUAUGAAGCGGCCGGCGGCGAUGUCUCACACAUCAAGUUCUAUGAUGGGGAGGAGGCAUGGAGGGUUACUCGCGUCGGGAAGGCUAUUUCUGCCUAUGAGUGGCCGGCCGGUUCAAGUCACCCGGCCAAGCUGGCCCAAUGGCUUCUUACGCAGUCAGUCAAAAAGGGCGUCCGGCUCUUCACUCAUUGUCCGGUGACUUCAGUGGCUAAGUCAGCUUCCUCCACCGCUUCCCAAACCUACUGGGACUUAUCAACGCCGCGAGGUAUAACCAAGGCUUCGACCGUAAUUCACUGCACCAACGCAUUCGCACCUUAUCUACUCCCUCACUUAUCGAGCUUCAUUACCCCUAAUCGCGCUCAGGCACACGCGUUUGUUCCACCGGCUCCGCUUAACUCUUCUAACAUCCUUCCAAGUACCAUGUCUCUUCGACAUACACUGAAACACUUUUACUCUGUUGCACAGCGCCGGCCCGAUGGAAUCAUCAUCCUCGGUGCUCCGAUAGCGAACCCGGUCAUCAGCCCGGAGGCAGCUGCCAGUCGCCUACUGCCGGAUGAUAGUUUCAUAAACGAGGAGGUGAAAGAAGAUGCCAUUAGGAAUUUUGAGGAGUGUUUCCCAGCAUGUGAGAAGGCAAAGCUUCUACAUGGAGAAGGGCUGUUGCAUGCAUGGACGGGAAUCGUUGGGAUGACUGCGGACUCUGUACCCUUUGUGGGGAAGAUAAAGAGCUUGCCUGGGCAGUGGAUAUGUGCUGGGUUCAAUGGCCAUGGCAUGGCAAGGAUUUUCACUUCGGCUCCUGGAGUAGCAAAGCUCAUUCUAGGUGGCUCUUGGGCUGAUACUGGAUUACCUGAAUGCUUCGAGAUAACAGAGGAGCGCCUGGAAAGACUUCAAAAGGGGGUCACUGAGUCCGUAUUUUAACAGACGAAGAAAAGCAUUCGGUAGCAUUGAUACUUACGAUCCCACUCGCCCCGCAAUCAACUACAGGCUAGUCAUGUUUGAGUAUCGGCAAGCGCCAGGUAACAUUAUGAAGACACGACAAUGUACAGAGAGGAUGUAACGUCGCCAGCCCUAGCUCAUUCCACGCAUCAUUGAGGAAUUUACCCUAGUACCUACUGUAUAGAACACUCCAGCUCCAACUUGAUUCUAUCUACCUAGUAUUCAUUUAUUAAAAUUGAAUGCUAUCGUGCUUGACACCUAAUCUAAAUACUCUUGUCAUUAAUACCCAUAAUGUGGUACCGCUUUCUCUUUGUGUUCCUUUUACUGGCCGUUCCUCGCUUCGAGGCCCACAAUGUCGAGCUCGCUGAUGAACGAGAGUUGCGGAGAAAGGAUGUCGACCACGAGACCGUUUCGGAUAAAGAAUCAACAAUAGAUAGAAUAAUUUCCCAAAUGACGGUUGAAGACAUUGGUGUGUUAUUUUCAAUUGCGAUACCUUGCUAGGUAGGUAUAUGGAAGUCAUCGACUAACAAGCUAUGGCGCGCCAAGUUUUACAGCUUCACCUCAUGUUUGGUGAUGAUAUAAUAGGCAU